AUCAAUAAGCUUCACACACACCACUUCACCUUCACUGAAGAAGAAAGAGAAUAAUGCAGCUCUCCAACAUUCCUCUUUUUGGCCUUAUCCUGUUCUUAAAUCUGCCGCUGCUCAGCGCAUAUCCUGUCUACAACGGGUUACUGACCAAUGACGACAUGGAUGUCUUAAAGGUACUUCUCCAUCGACUUGGAGAGUCCAUUCCUGAGCAGAGCGAGGUCGAGCGGGUCGCCACAGAAAAGAUGGACAACAUGACUCUCGAAGCCAUCGCAAUGGUUGCAGAGGAUGAGCAUGAGCAACAACAAAACCGACUCGACAAAUCCGCAAUAAGAGAGUUCCUCUCGGCUCGGGACCUGAAAACUGUCCGAAACGACUCAACAUCGAAGAGAUACUCGGGCUGCUUCGGGCAAAGGCUAGACCGAAUCGGCUCAAUGAGCUCUCUUGGAUGCAACACGGUUGGCAAAUACAAUCCAAAGAGAAGAUGAAGUCUUACACAUUACCUGGAACAGCAAAGUCAAUACCUACCAAGGGUUAUUCUUAUUUAUAGUCUGUAGGC
Molecule: messenger RNA, 553 nt
Organism: Oncorhynchus masou masou (cherry salmon)
Lineage: Eukaryota; Metazoa; Chordata; Actinopteri; Salmoniformes; Salmonidae
Product: brain natriuretic peptide-like
Exons: 3
Coding region: 54-482 (142 amino acids)
Biological process (GO): neuropeptide signaling pathway; negative regulation of systemic arterial blood pressure; cGMP biosynthetic process
Cellular component (GO): cytoplasm; extracellular region
Molecular function (GO): hormone activity; hormone receptor binding
Source: RefSeq, a predicted model, not a curated record